UACUCCUAUCAUGGGGUGCAGCCUGAAUAACAGCUCGGCAGUUAAUAAUAUAUCAACUGAUAUUAAAAAAGAAGCAGCUUCAUGGGAAGGGGAAAACCAAUCAGAUUGCAGAAUUAAUCCCCCUACAAUACAGAUACAGGGAAAAGACACACCUACUCCUAUCAUGGGGUGCAGCCUGGGUAGCCGCCCCUUAAAAAUGCAGUGUAAAAAAUAUAAUGAAAAUGCCUCUAUGCCUCCACAUGAAUAUCACAUAGCAAAAAGUACAUUACGUAAGAAACACAGCCGCAAUGAGUGUCGUAAACAUUCCAGUCAAAAGAGAGACUUUGACAAACAUCAAAGAACACACAAAAGUGAGAAAACUUUUUCCUGCUCUGAAUGUGGUAAAUGUUUUUCAAGACGAUCAAACCUUGAUCGUCAUCACAGAACCCACACAGGGGAGAAACCAUUCAUCUGUUCUGAUUGUGCGAGAUGUUUUGCCAGUUCAGCAGAACUUACUGUCCAUCGACGGCGAAACCACACAGGGGAGAAACCUUUUUCCUGUUCUGAGUGUGGGAAAUGUUUUGCCAGUUCAUCUGAACUUACUGUGCAUCGACGAACCCACACAGGGGAGAAACCUUAUUCUUGUUCUGAAUGUCAGAAAUGUUUUGUCUCUUCAUCGGACUUUACUGUCCAUCGGAGAACCCACACAGGGGAGAAACCAUUUGCCUGUUCUGAAUGUGGAAAAUGUUUUACUACAUCAUCUGAACUUACUUCCCAUCGACGACGAACCCACACAGGGGAGAAACCUUUCUAUUGUUCCAAGUGCGGGAAAUCUUUUGCCUCUUCGUCAGAACGUACUGUCCAUCAGAGAACUCACACAGGGGAGAAACCAUUUUUAUGUUCUGAUUGUGGGAAAUGUUUUACUAGAUCAUCGGCGCUUAAUUCCCAUCGACUGCAAAUCCACACUGAAUGUGGGAAAUGUUUAUAAUAUUGAUAAAUCAGCCCCUUAGUGGCCAUACAUAAAAAAAAAACACACACACAAGGGAGAAACCAUUUUCCUGUUUUGAAUGUGGACAAAGUUUUAAAAGUCAGGCAUCAGCCAAAUAAUAUAUCAAUUAUAUCUAAAUAUGUAUUUAAAAAGUUAAAGAGGAGAGGAGCAAGUUUGUGCUUCAUAAAAUAGGACAGAACGUAGACAGAUACUUUGCAACUGAAGACUCCGGGGCCUGAUGGAUGCUAAGACAGGUGCCCCAUAAUGCUCUUCCCACGGCAUUGGCUCCCCAUUGGGAACUGAGGGACCUCAUUUCAUGCUUAGUUCCCAGACACUGGAAUAUAUCUUCCCCUCCUCCCAACAGAUAAUAUUCUGGGUUUUAUUGAACAAGAAGGGACAUAUUCCAAGGGGUACGAGCCCCCCAGGGUAUCACUUGGGCAGAUGCUGUUCCCUAGUGCUCACACAGUAGGUAACAUAAUGGGGAUAUACCCAGCUGGGAAUGACUUGCCGGGUACAAAUGCUCUUACUGUAGCUUAGAAGAGGGCAAUAAAUGUAUUCCAAUAUGUACAAGGUAAAUACAAAAGUUGUAAAACCAUUUUCUUCAUUAUUAACGUUAUGCCAGUGACAAGAGGACGUCUAUUGAGAUGACAGGAAGUGACUUCACAUUAAAAAACAUUCUGUGAAA
This is a messenger RNA of Xenopus tropicalis (tropical clawed frog), 1652 nucleotides long. Its product is annotated as gastrula zinc finger protein XlCGF17.1-like. The record is from RefSeq and is a predicted model, not a curated record. NCBI's taxonomy places the organism in Eukaryota, Metazoa, Chordata, Amphibia, Anura, Pipidae. Bases 11 to 967 code for a protein of 318 amino acids. The transcript has a single exon. Gene Ontology annotation, cellular component: nucleus.